GAAUUUAUAGAUCAGUGCUCGGAGACAUUCUGCGACGUAGGUACACUCACAGGAGGUCUUCAACGAACUGUAUUAACAGUUCUGACAUGUAAUGCUAACGCACAAUGGAUUGACGGACAGUCUACUUCUUACACAGUUGCUCAGUGCGAAAUUCCAUGCAACCUUUGCUCUACUCUAACGCGCACAGGAAUGACAUGCCCCACUGGUUUUACAUGUACCACGGUGUCGACACGAAAUACUGGACAAUGUCCUGAAAGUUUCUGCGAAGUUGGAGAUAUGACAGCUGGAACUGGACGUACAGCUGUUACAUCACUGUCAUGUAAUGGUAACCAGCAGUGGGUAGAUUCUCAAUCGAAUGCAUAUACAGUCGCUCAGUGCGAAAUACCCUGCACAAAUUGUGAUACUCUAACAAAUACCGGAAUGACGUGCCCGAUGGGAUUCUUGUGCGAAGCGCCUGUCAGAAGUGAAGGUCAAUGCUCCGAGACUCGUUGCAAUGAAGGUACACUUACUGGCAACCUUGCAAGGGUACCACUAACAGUUUUGACAUGUGAUGUUAACGCGCAGUGGAUAGAUGGGCAGUCUACCACUUACACAGUUGCUCAAUGCGAAAUUUCAUGCGUUGGUUGUACUCCUCUUACCAACCAAGGAAUGACUUGUCCCAUUGGCUUUAGAUGCACGCAGGUGUUGACGAGGAAUACUGGACAAUGCCCUGAAAGCUACUGCGACACUGGAGCAAUGACAGCUGGAGCCGGGCGAACAAGUGUCACAUCAUUGUCAUGUAAUGGUGACCAGCAAUGGGUAGAUUCGCAGUCGACUGCGUACUCCGUCGCUCAAUGCGAAACAUGGAAAAAAGAGAAUAUAGCUGGGUUCUUAAAAUAA
This is a messenger RNA of Strongylus vulgaris, 879 nucleotides long. NCBI's taxonomy places the organism in Eukaryota, Metazoa, Nematoda, Chromadorea, Rhabditida, Strongylidae. The record is from the annotation of a GenBank genome assembly.